Molecule: messenger RNA, 1065 nt
Organism: Oryzias latipes (Japanese medaka)
Lineage: Eukaryota; Metazoa; Chordata; Actinopteri; Beloniformes; Adrianichthyidae
Product: nicotinate-nucleotide pyrophosphorylase [carboxylating]
Biological process (GO): NAD+ biosynthetic process; quinolinate catabolic process
Cellular component (GO): cytoplasm
Molecular function (GO): nicotinate-nucleotide diphosphorylase (carboxylating) activity
Source: RefSeq, a predicted model, not a curated record
AUUCCAGCUUGGACACUGGGUCAAACUCCACAUACGAUACGUUUCUGCAAGAGCCUGAUGACAGCAGCCACUCUGCAGUCUGUAAUCUACUGAGAACAUACGUGCCUGGUAAAGUUUAUUCUCAGGCCUUCAGUAUGUCUGCAUCAAUGCACCCAGUGGCCCACUCAGUCCCACGUCACACCCUGACCCGGCUGGCACGAGAGUGGCUGGCAGAAGACACCCCGAACUUUGACCCAGCUGGAGUGUGUGUGGGAUCAGAAGAAGCCGAAGCGAGGUUGUUGUGUAAAAGUCCGCGUACAGUCCUGGCAGGCUGCCCUUUCUUCACGGCAGUGUUCAAUGAGGUUGGCUGCACGGUGGACUGGAUCUACCAGGAAGGAGCUGAGCUUGGUCCAGAAGUUGUCACCAUUACAGCUGUAGUGAGAGGUCCUGCAAGGGACCUCCUCCUUGGCGAAAGGCCAGCUCUGAACUGCCUGGCCCGGGCCUCUGGGAUCGCCACCCGCUGUUCUCGGCUUCAGUCAAUCGCAAACGCUGCUGGUUGGCACGGGGAAGUGGCUGGGACUCGCAAGACCACGCCGGGCUUUCGGCUGGUGGAGAAGUACGCCAUGCUGGUGGGCGGUGCUUCCAUGCAUAGACAGGAUCUGAGUGGGAUGGUGAUGCUGAAGGACAACCAUGUUUGGGCUUCCGGAAGCAUAACAAAGGCGGUGAAGGAGACGCGGUCAGUGUGCAGCUUCAGCAGUAAGAUCGAGGUGGAGUGUCAGUCCAUAGCCGAAGGGCGAGAGGCGGCCGCUGCAGGAGCAGACAUCGUCAUGCUGGACAACUUUAAACCUGAGGAGCUCCACAGCGCGGCAAAGGUGUUAAAGACAGAGUUCCCAGCCGUUCUUAUAGAAGCCAGUGGAGGGGUGACCCCCGAAAACCUGCCUUUGUUCUUCUCCCCUGACGUGGACAUCAUUUCUCUGGGUGGCAUCACACAGGGAUGCCCGGUGGCUGACUUCUCUCUGAAGGUUCAGAAGCAUUGUGCAAGCAGCAUGUGAUGACAUGAAUAAACCAAAGUCAACAAAUAAACAA